AAGAUCAUGUAGGCAUCACCCACUUUCCUCCAAAAGAUAACGUACGAACAAGCAAGUAGAGAGUCAACUGUCCGAACGUUGACCAAAUCUCUCACUUCCUUCCACGGUUCCAUCUUCUCUCCCAGGCCAAUCCUAAGAUCUCACCCUCAUCGGUGAUCGUCGGCGUACACCAACUGUUUCUACCUCAUCCCUACUUUCUCCGAAGGAGAAGAAACUAAUGGCGACACCAGUUGAUCCUCCUAAUGGUGUUAGGAACCAAGGGAAGCAUUACUUCACCAUGUGGCAAAACCUGUUCGAGAUCGACACUAAGUACAUGCCAAUCAAACCCAUUGGCCGUGGUGCAUACGGUGUAGUCUGCUCUUCUGUUAACACUGACAACAACGAGAAAGUCGCUAUCAAGAAGAUUCACAAUGUCUAUGAGAACAGGAUUGAUGCUUUGAGGACCCUUCGCGAGCUCAAGCUUCUACGCCAUCUUAGACAUGAGAAUGUCAUUGCUUUGAAAGAUGUCAUGAUGCCAAUUCAUAAGAGGAGCUUCAAGGAUGUGUAUCUUGUUUAUGAGCUCAUGGAUACUGAUCUCCACCAAAUUAUCAAGUCUUCUCAAGUGCUUAGUAAUGAUCACUGCCAAUACUUCUUGUUCCAGUUGCUUCGAGGGCUCAAGUAUAUACACUCAGCCAACAUCCUCCACCGAGAUUUGAAACCAGGUAACCUCCUUAUCAACGCAAACUGCGAUUUGAAGAUAUGUGACUUCGGCCUUGCGAGAACGAGCAACACCAAGGGACAGUUCAUGACCGAAUAUGUAGUGACUCGUUGGUACAGAGCACCUGAGCUUCUCCUCUGCUGUGACAACUACGGAACAUCCAUCGAUGUUUGGUCCGUUGGUUGCAUUUUCGCCGAGCUUCUCGGUAGAAAACCGAUUUUCCAAGGAACUGAAUGCUUAAACCAGCUUAAACUCAUAGUCAACAUUCUUGGUAGUCAAAGAGACGAAGAUCUUGAGUUCAUAGAUAACCCCAAAGCUAAACGUUACAUCAGAUCGCUUCCUUAUUCACCUGGGAUGUCUUUAUCUAGGCUUUACCCGGGAGCUCAUGUUUUGGCCAUCGACCUUCUUCAGAAAAUGCUUGUUUUUGACCCGUCCAAGAGGAUUAGUGUCACUGAAGCGCUUCAGCAUCCUUACAUGGCGCCUCUGUAUGAUCCGAAUGCAAACCCUCCGGCUCAAGUCCCUAUUGAUCUCGAUGUUGAUGAAGAGUUGGGAGAGGAGAUGAUAAGAGAGAUGAUGUGGAAUGAGAUGCUUCAUUACCAUCCUCAAGCUUCAACAUCUGAGCUGCUAUGAGGUCAACUCCUCUACUGGUAACUAACAGAGAUCUUCUGUUAUGUCUGAUUCUCAUUAUGUUGUAGAAUAAGAAUAACUUGAAGUUGAAACCAGUCGUGAUGCCAUGGAAGCUGUAUUUUUUUACUAAAAGCUUUAAGUGAGCCUGUGAGACUGUAACAUAUGUACAUAGAGUGAUCUGUUAUCUCUGCUUGUUUGUUUCUUUCAGAACUUCGAACCCUCUGAUGCAAUGGGAUGUUUUGCGUGUAACAAAAGUCUUCGUUUGAUCAAA
Brassica rapa (field mustard) is the source of this 1595-nucleotide messenger RNA. RefSeq names its product mitogen-activated protein kinase 1. Lineage: Eukaryota; Viridiplantae; Streptophyta; Magnoliopsida; Brassicales; Brassicaceae. Gene Ontology annotation, molecular function: protein kinase activity; ATP binding. The record is from RefSeq and is a predicted model, not a curated record. Gene Ontology annotation, biological process: protein phosphorylation.